AGGGAGGGGAGGAGCUGCCGAAGGGGUUUGGGGGGUGUUUUACUGAGCCCACGCCCACAGUGAACACUUCCACACCACAAAAUCUCACGUGGGCUUCCCCGGGGGCGUGCAAGGAGCGAGGGCGGGUGGAUCUGCUUCCUGCUGGGGCGGAGCGGAGCGGGAGCCCAUGGCCGGCACCGGGGAGCUGGAGCGGUGGCUCAACAAGGCCACUGACCCGAGUAUCCCUGAGGAAAACUGGGAAUGCAUCCAGCGGUUCUGUGACCAGGUGAACGCCGACACAGAGGGCCCAUUGCUUGCGCUGAGGCUGCUGGCACAUAAAAUCCAGUCCCCUCAGGAGAGGGAAGCUCUCCAUGCACUCACAGUGCUGGAGACCUGUGUGAACAACUGUGGUGACAGAUUUCACGGUGAAAUGGCAAAAUUCAGGUUUCUGAAUGAGCUGAUUAAAGUGCUUUCCCCAAAGUACUAUGGAACUUGGUCUUCAGAAAAAGUCAAGUUGAGGGUCACAGAAGUGAUAUUCAGUUGGACAGUCUGGUUUCCUCAGGAAGUCAAAAUCCGGGAUGCCUAUCAGAUGCUGAAGAAACAAGGGAUUGUUAAAGAAGAUCCUAAACUACCAGAAGACAAAAUUUUACCCCCCCCUUCUCCAAGACCUCAGAAUUCUAUUUUUGACACAGAUGAAGAGAAAUCCAAGCUCCUGGCCAGGCUUCUGAAGAGCAGCCACCCCGAGGACCUGCAGGCAGCCAACCACCUGAUCCAGAGUGUGGUUAGAGAGGAACAAGAGAGGUCAGCUCAGGUGUCCCGACGAGUGAAGGCCAUCAGCGAGGUUUCUGAGAAUGUCAAACAAAUGGAUGAGUUACUGGAGAACUACAGGAGACAAGAAUUAUCCCCAGCAGACCAGGAGACCCUACAGACUCUGUUCCAGCGCUGUGAGAAGCUCAGGCCGCUGCUGUUCCGCCUGGCCAGCGAGGCGGUGGCUGACGAUGAGGUUCUGGCUGAGAUCCUGCAGGCCAGUGACGAGCUCACGCGGGCUGUGUCCCUCGGGCAGUGCGGGCAGGCUGUGUCCCGCCAGGAGAACGGCGAUGGAGAGGGUUCAUCCUCCAGCUCUGCCCACGUGCCAGUGUGCCGACCAGCCCCGCGGCGCAUGAAGAGCUACACCCUGAUGGACUUCUCCGAGCUGGAGGCCACAGCCCAGCCUCCCUCAGAGCCCUUUGCAGACACAGCCUCGGCCUCCCGCCAUGGCAGCACAACCUCCACGUGCCUGCUCGAGGAGGAGUUACAGGCCUUAGGAGGAGUGUGAACUUCUCACAGCCUUCCCCUGUAGCUGACCCCACUUUACAGGACCCUGCUGGAGAGCUCUGUCAUACACACCUUCCCUGCCACUUUAUGGGCCCAUUUGCCCUCUUCCCCCCUACUUUUUGAAUUAAAAAAAAAAGUAAAUCCACACCACCACUCAGCCCUCGUGCCAGUGUGCCUGGAGCAGGGGCUGUUCCAGGGAUGCAGGGACAUCCCCGACCCCGUUCUUCCUGGGCUCUGUGUGCGAGGUGAGGCAGGAGCGGGAUGGGCGGUGGGAACGGCACCAAAGGGAGGAUGAGAGGUGACGGUGCAGGCUGGG
Messenger RNA from Manacus vitellinus (golden-collared manakin), 1609 nucleotides. It is a transcript of the gene GGA2, whose product is annotated as golgi associated, gamma adaptin ear containing, ARF binding protein 2. Gene Ontology annotation, cellular component: trans-Golgi network. NCBI's taxonomy places the organism in Eukaryota, Metazoa, Chordata, Aves, Passeriformes, Pipridae. Gene Ontology annotation, molecular function: phosphatidylinositol binding; small GTPase binding; ubiquitin binding. The record is from RefSeq and is a predicted model, not a curated record. The transcript is spliced from 13 exons. Gene Ontology annotation, biological process: intracellular protein transport. The coding region runs from base 167 to 1294 and encodes 375 amino acids.